GUCAAGCCGCUUUUGUUCGCGUGCCUGCUCAACAAGGAUCUUCGCACGUAUCCGCUGAUCCGGCGAAUUGGAGCGAUCAGCCUUUGCAAGUUCAUGACCGUGUCAAAGCGCUUUUGCCAGGAGAACUUGCAGCUCCUCUUCUCGGUGCUCUUCCCAAAGGCAGGCAAAGGCCAGCUUUCCGGCGCGGCGGCCGAGGAUGCUUUGACUGGGCCUGGCGGGCUUUUGGAGGACCUCACCUUGCGCCAGUCACUCCUUGUGGCCGUUGGGGAUUUGCUUUUUCGUCAUCCGAACGUGGUGGAACCAUGGACUGGCCGCCUUUACGCCACCUUGACGUCCACCGCCGAGAAGAGUGAGGAGGGCGGUCAGAGUGCUUGCGACCUGCGCUUGACUGCGCUGUUGGUGCUUACGCACCUCGUCCUCAACGACAUGAUGAAGCCCCGACCAGUGCUGCUGAUUCGAGCGCUUUGGCUCACAGCAUGCAGCCACGAAGCCACGGCGCGGGUUGCGAGGAUCCUUUUCCAGGAGCUCUCCAAGCGAAGCACCAACGUGGUCUACAACCUUCUGCCGGAGAUAGUUGCCCGGUUGCCCGAGCACGUGGCAGAGGUUGGUGUAGAAGGCGGGGCUACUGGAAGGGUGCAGUACAUCAUGCAGUUCGUUGAAAAGGAGAAGCACAUCGAAGGUCUCAUUGAGAAGUUCUCCCUUCGGCUGGAGCAAUGUGCAGGAGGCUCCGGCAGCCACACCGAGCCAACAGCAACAGCUGCAACCCAGGCAGAUCCAGAGAUGGAGGCGGAGGAAGCAGGUGAAGCUCGGGUGGAGGACACGAUCUCAUGCUUAGCACAUGCGCUCGGGGCCAUGAACUACUCUGACCGCUGCAUCCUGCGGCUGCAUGAUGUCAUUGUUGUCCGGAAGGCGCUCAACCUCAGCCUCUCUUACCAUUCCGUAGUCAGAGACUGCAUCCUUGGCGUUGUGGAGAAGGCCCGAAAGCCCCGACCGGGUAAGGAGAAGGGCGAGAGCGCGCCAGCAGAGCCGGAUGCAGCAGCAGCCGAAGGCGGUGGUGCGAAGGGCGCCAGUGCAGCUGCGGCCUCCGCUUUGGAUGCGCUGGAGAACCUCAUCAACACCUUGGCGCACGGAAAGGAUGAGUCCAAGGAAGAGGAGGCCCCGGCCGUAGCUGUCCGGAAGCCUGGCAAUGCCCCUGCCAAGAAGAAGCAGGCAGAUGCCGGUGCCGAGCCUGGCUUCGAAGAGGCCGAGAAAAAGGAGAAAAGCGGCAAAGGCCGCGGCAAAGGCCGUGGAAAGGGCCGAAGUGCAGGCAAAGAAAACACGCCCAAAAACAAUGCGCAGAAUAAUGCCCCGAGCAAGGGCCGGAAGCGCAAGGCUGACAAGGCCAGGGCGGAUGAUGACGAUGAGGAUUAUGAGUGA
Messenger RNA from Symbiodinium pilosum, 1416 nucleotides. Lineage: Eukaryota; Dinophyceae; Suessiales; Symbiodiniaceae. The record is from the annotation of a GenBank genome assembly.